Messenger RNA from Colletotrichum truncatum, 345 nucleotides. RefSeq names its product N-alpha-acetyltransferase 38-B, NatC auxiliary subunit. The record is from RefSeq and is a predicted model, not a curated record. Gene Ontology annotation, cellular component: NatC complex. Lineage: Eukaryota; Fungi; Ascomycota; Sordariomycetes; Glomerellales; Glomerellaceae.
AUGGAGAAAGAAGAGGCAAGAGAUUUCUUGACCUCGCUUUUGAACAAGAACCUGCGCAUCGUGGCCACUGAUGGCCGCAUGUUUCUUGGGCUUUUUAAAUGCACAGAUCCCGAUCGAAAUGUCGUAUUAGCCCAUACUUACGAGUACCGCCAGCCAUCGACACAGCAGCGAGUUGAGGCGGCACAGAAUGCUUCUGCGGGCACAGGAUCCGUCACGAUGGACAUGACAUCCCGAUACUUGGGUUUGGUCGUGGUUCCCGGCCAGUACAUUACGAAGAUCGAGGUGGAAGAAUUCGCCAGCCAACUCAGAGGAUACAACCCCUACGCCGAUGCAUCUGUGGUUUAG